UUCUGAUGAUGAGGGGAGCAAGCUGAGAUCUGAAAUCUGAGAUCUUUCACAGAAUCACCACUUGGUGAGGUCUCAGUAAAAGCUGCCUGUCUGUUUUCCCUUCCUCGAGCACAUUCUUGCACCCGGCGGCCUGAGCAGCAUGGAGCCAGCUCCCUGGACCCACCUAGGGCUCGCAGUCCUCUUGCAGCUCUUGUUCAUUUCCUGCUUGCCAAGAGCUUAUACAGUGAUCAAUGAAAAUUGUCCAGGUGCCGAAUGGAAUAUCAUGUGUCGGGAGUGUUGUGAGUAUGAUCAGAUAAGGUGUGUGUGUCCUGGGCGAAAAGAAGUGGUAGGUUACACCAUUCCCUGCUGCAGGAAUGAGGACAAUGAGUGUGACUCCUGUCUAAUCCACCCAGGCUGUAUGAUUUUUGAAAACUGCAAGUCCUGUCGCAAUGGAUCCUGGGGAGGAACUCUAGACAACUUCUACGUCAAGGGCAUCUAUUGUGCAGAGUGUAGAGCAGGCUGGUAUGGAGGGGACUGCAUGAGAUGUGGACAGGUUCUCCAGGCUUCCAAGGGUCAAAUACUGUUGGAAAGUUAUCCAUUGAAUGCCCGCUGCGAGUGGACUAUACAUGCUAAACCUGGAUUUGUUACCGAGUUAAGGUUUGCCAUGCUGAGCCUGGAGUUUGACUACAUGUGCCAGUAUGAUUACGUGGAGGUCCGAGAUGGGGACAGCAUUGAUAGCAGGAUAAUUAAGCGUUUCUGUGGGAAUGACAGGCCUCCCCCAAUCCGAAGCACAGGGUCUUCACUCCAUGUUCUUUUCCAUUCAGAUGGUUCCAAGAACUUUGAUGGAUUUCAUGCCAUAUUUGAAGAGAUUACAGCUUGUUCUUCCUCUCCGUGUCUGUUUGAUGGAACGUGCACUCUAGAUAAAAUUGGUGGCUACAAGUGUGCAUGCCUUGCUGGCUAUACUGGGAACCGCUGUGAAAGCUUGGUGAUGUGUAGGACUCCAGGUGCUCCUGCUCAUGGUUUUGUGGAAGGAGAUGACUUUAAAUACGGGUCCCAGGUUUACUUCAAAUGCCACGCAGGUUAUACCCUAAAAGGCAGCCGUGUUGCCUAUUGUCAGCUAGAUGGGAGCUGGUCAAAACAUCAUCCUGGAUGCGUCAUAGAAGAUAGAAACUGCUCAGAUCCUGGUGCUCCACUCAAUGGGUACAGGAAAAUGAUGGAAGAUACUGCACUGAUGAAUGGUCGUUAUGCAAAAAUUGGAACAGUCCUCACAUUCUUUUGCAAUAACUCCUAUAUUCUCAGUGGCAAUGAGCAAAGGACCUGCCAAGAGAAUGGUGAAUGGUCAGGAAAACAGCCAAUCUGCAUAAAAGCUUGCAGAGAGCCAAAGAUCUCUGAUCUGGUGAGACGGAAAGUACUCCCAAUGCAGGUUCAGUCAAGAGAAACUCCCUUGCAUCGGCUCUAUUCAUCUACAUUUAACAAGCAGAAGCUGGAUGUAUAUCCAACCAAAAAACCAUCACUACCAUUUGGAGAACUACCUCCAGGCUUCCAGCAUCUUCACACACAGCUUCAGUAUGAUUGCAUUUCUCCCUUCUAUCGUCGUCUGGGAAGCAGUCGGAGAACCUGUCUGAAAACGGGAAAAUGGAGCGGGAGGGCCCCUUCAUGCAUUCCAAUCUGUGGAAAGGCAGAAAAUACCACUCUUCAAAAAUCGUCCACAAUCAGAUGGCCAUGGCAAGCAGCCAUUUAUAGGAGACCCAAUGGGGUGAAGGGUCCCAGUCACAGAAAAGGUGCAUGGAUAUUAAUUUGCAGUGGGGCCCUUCUGAAUGAACGUACAGUCAUUGUGGCAGCUCACUGUGUCACCAAUCUGGGGAAAGUCACUGUUCUUAAAACGGCAGACAUUAAAGUCAUUCUUGGCAAGUUCUACAGAGAUGAUGAUAGAGAUGAGAAGACCAUACAGAACUUACGGAUUUCAGCCAUUAUAGUUCACCCUAACUAUGACCCUAUCUUGCUCGAUUCUGACAUUGCUAUCGUUAAACUCCUGGACAAAGCAAAAAUCAGCAGCCGCGUUCAGCCCGUAUGCCUGGCAUCAACACGCGAUAUUGAUCCACCUGCAGACGACUUGCAAAUAAUGAUAACGGGGUGGAAGAUCCUGACAGAAGUUGCAGAUCCAAGCUACAAGAAUGACACAAUCCGUAUGGGGACUGUUCAGAUAGUCGACUCCCUGCUCUGUGAGCAGCAGUAUGAAGAAAAUGGAAUCCAGGUCAGCGUCACCGAGAGUAUGUUUUGUGCCAGGCAGCACCCCACUGCCUUUUCAAACAUCUGCCCUGCUGAGACUGGAGGGAUUGCAGCCAUACCUUUGCCAGGAAAAUCAUCUCCUGAGUUAACCUGGCAUCUCAUGGGGUUAGUGAGCUGGGGGUAUGAUAAAACAUGCAGCCUAGAACUCUACACCGCCUACACCCGAGCAAUCCCUUUCAAAGACUGGAUUGAGAAGAACAUGAAAUGAAACUCUUGCCCCCCCUGCUCCUCCCACAUUUUAUUUUAAAUGUUAAAUAUAUUCAUUUCUCUCUCAGUCUCUGAUGCUUUAGGUUUGUCAUCCCAUGGAUGGAACGUUUCUGGGGUAAAGCUAAAGCAGGGGCCUCAGUGAUUUGCCAUAGACUCUAGGUAUCCACAAGGCCAAUUCAACUGUGCCAGAGGCUCUGAGUGCAGCGGAUGGGUCAGCAUGUCUCAGCUGCCCCCUUUUCUCCUAGUGGGAGUAGGUGCAUGGAGCAUAGGUUGUGGUACGAUGACCGGAAGUAGUGGUAUUCACUCUGUAUUUAACAAUCGUCUGGAUGAAACAAUUGAAAUUAAAUUUCAUCCUAGUUUGAGAUAGUGAGGAGGCUGGAAAGAGAUAAUUAAGAGGUUGGAUGAAUUUGUUGUGGUCACACUAACUACCGAUAUUGCCAUAUUUUAUGUUGUAUUCUUUUUCCUCUUGAGUACUUUACACAUUAAAAUAAACAAAGGUUUGUUUUUAACCUGAAA
Rhineura floridana is the source of this 2991-nucleotide messenger RNA. RefSeq names its product peptidase domain containing associated with muscle regeneration 1 (gene PAMR1). The transcript is spliced from 12 exons. Gene Ontology annotation, molecular function: serine-type endopeptidase activity; calcium ion binding. NCBI's taxonomy places the organism in Eukaryota, Metazoa, Chordata, Lepidosauria, Squamata, Rhineuridae. The coding region runs from base 140 to 2476 and encodes 778 amino acids. The record is from RefSeq and is a predicted model, not a curated record. Gene Ontology annotation, cellular component: extracellular region. Gene Ontology annotation, biological process: proteolysis; complement activation.